GAAAAAGCGACUGAGACUCACAAGUGUGAAAACAACACAACGAAUUUCUAUCUAAAAGUGCUGCAACUGAAAGCAACGGGAAAAUGUGUAAAGGAUUAGCUGCCUUACCCCAAACCUGCCUGGAGAGGGCCAAGGAGAUCAAGUCGAAAUUGGGAGUUUUGCUGCAGAAGCCGGAAAAUGCCAUCGACCUCAUCAUCCCGUACCCGGAGAAGACGGAGAAGAAGCCGGAGAAGCUGCAGAAACCUGCUCCUGAGGAGGCGGCUCAGUGGCGCGAGUGUCUGGACCGAGUCCUGAACAACAACUACGGCCUGGCCGCUUUCCGUAGCUUCCUUCAGUCCGAGUUCAGUGAGGAGAACAUCGAGUUCUGGAUGGCCUGCGAGGACUUCAAGAAGACCAAGAACCCGGUGAAGAUGGCCGCCAAGGCCAAGAAGAUCUAUGAAGACUUCAUCCAGUCUGAGGGACCCAGAGAGGUGAACAUCGACCACUUCACCAAGGAUGUGACCCUGAGGAACCUGGUCGACCUCUCCCCCGCGACCUUCGACCUGGCCCAGAAGAGGAUCCACGCCCUGAUGGAGAAGGACUCCUUCGGCCGGUUCCUCCGGUCCGACCAGUUCCAGGAGCUCCUGGUCAACUAAGCGGGGAAUCUGAGGAGCAGGGGGGGGGGGUGGUUGGGGGAGGCGUCGAGGUUUCAAACAGCAGUUAAAUGUUUGGAAAGUAAUUCCAUAUAUUUUAAUCUAAAUAUUUCCAAUAAACAACCAUUGUGUUUGAGCGCAUGAGAACCGAAGACCUUUAUUUUACGAACCAAAAAAAUUGUGUAUGAAAAAAAUCAUGUUUGAAACUGAGCUUAAAGGACCGACUGCCAUUUAGAAUAACCCCACCCCCCAUCCACACACACGCACACGCACACACACACACACACACACUUACCAAAUGAGGAUAUUAUUUAAACCUCAAAGGUUGAAAUAGAG
Paralichthys olivaceus (Japanese flounder) is the source of this 968-nucleotide messenger RNA. It is a transcript of the gene rgs5a, whose product is annotated as regulator of G protein signaling 5a. NCBI's taxonomy places the organism in Eukaryota, Metazoa, Chordata, Actinopteri, Pleuronectiformes, Paralichthyidae. The record is from RefSeq and is a predicted model, not a curated record.